GAACUAUUUCAUAACCUUGAAACUUCUAAAACCUUGACUCUCCGAUCCUCAAAACCUCGAAACCUUAAACCCUUGAAAUUCCAAAAAUUAAAAACAGCAGUGUCAGUCCAAAAAUUUGAAACCUUGAAGGAUUAAAACGAAACCUUGAAAGAUAAAAAAAGAAACCUUGAAUUUGAUCAAUUCUGAAUCGGUAAACACGUACAUUCUUUGAGCACACAGAACACGUGGUGAUUUCGUUAAACGGUUAAUCCAGCCCUGCUGUCUCGCGAUAAAAAUUGAAGACGCGUCGUGUCUGCAUCAACGUAACCAGGAAUCGUCACAACGACGUUUCAAACGACUAUAAAUACCAUCGUCAAAGACCGAGCAAGCUUCAGUACGCCGUUGACUUCUCGUGAUCUCUCGUCUCGAGCUUUUAUUAUUUUCACACGCUUCCUUGCUACUCUCUUUUGCGACUUCCGAAGAAAAAUGGAAAAUAAUAACAACAGAAGCAGACGUUCUUCCGCGUCUGAGAAAGCAAAAGAAAUAGAGGCGAUAAAUGGACUGGUUUCAGGAAAGAACGUCCUCAUCACCGGUGGAGCCUCAGGAUUGGGAUAUGCUUUCAUGAACCACUUCCUGAAACAUGGCGCCAACAAAGUAGCUAUACUGGACAUCGACGCGGACGCUGGGAGAAAGGUGGAAAUAACUGUCGAAAAGUCCUAUGGGGAGAAGAAGGUUCACUUUAUACACGCUGAUGUGUCUAAUUACCAACAGCUAAGUGAGGCCUUCGAAGAAGCAAUAAAAUUAAUGAACGACAUCGAUGUGGUUAUCAAUAACGCUGGUAUCUUGGACGAACGAAGAUGGGAGAAGGAAAUCGCGGUGAACAUUGGAGGCAUGGUUUCUACCGCAUUACUCGCCAUGAAAUACUUAAACAGAAACGAACUUGGACACGGUGGAACGUUGGUGAACGUUAGCCAGCAUAUUGACAUCAGAUGCACAGCUCAACUUCCGGUUUACACGGCUACCAAGCACGCCAUCAUCGGUCUUUCGCAGUCUCUCGCGGAAUCUUAUCAAUACGAGAAGACCGGUAUCCGAGUGAUAACGUUAUGCCCAGGGCUAACGGAGACCGCCCUAACAGUGGACAGUCCAAACAAGUUGCUCUCCCGAGUAAUGAAGGCAGACUUCGUGAAAAACCUCGAACAGUUAUCCAUACAAACACCGUACGUAGUGGCUCAAGGUUUGAUGUCGAUACUGAGGAUCGGUGAAUCCGGUAGCAUAUGGGUGAUCGAGAACGGGCGAAGUCCGUACGAAGUUUACGUACCGAAUCCUCGUACUUUGCGCCGCACUUACAAGAACAAUUUCACGCUGGUUGAGACCAAAGUGACGACGAGAGGUCGUCCGAUAAGAGAGGUCUGUGACAACACGCGGACAGGUCUGAUGAGUUGCGCCUGACACGAGAAUGUGACCUCUUCGAGCGUGAUCUUCUGACUUCUUCAAGAAUCAUCGCGAAUGAUUCGGAUCGCUGCGCGUCGCUGUCGCAGUGAUGGGCAGAUCGACUAUAGUACUGCCGGGCACGGUUUUGAGGUGUACUCAUUCGCGUUUAACAGAAUACAGUAAACUACAGCUAUAUUGCCAUCAUUUAUAUUACAAAUUAGAUAGGCUUUGUGUACAUUGAGAUGCUGCAAGUUUUCAUAUUUUAUCAUUUUUAAGUUUGCAAUCUUUCAAGUUCUCAAACGCAGACUUUCAAAUUUACAAGUUUCUAAAUUUACAAACAUGCUCCAUAAAAGAAUCCCUAACUGACAAUAUCAUAAGAGUUUACUGUAUACAUCGUUGCUCAUAAAUGGACGCCAAUCACAUGAUCAUAAACCUCGUGCUCGAAAUUGCUCAUCACUGCCCCGGUGAACAGUGAAGGGAAAAGUUGAGGGACAUCGAGAGACUCGGGUUUGUUCGAGCAAACUUAGAGGUUGAGGAAAAUGAAAGGUUCAAGCUGCGCUUUGCUUGAUUUUUCUUCUCAGUCAUUGAUAUAAUGUUAAGUAUUUAUACACACGCGUACACCACGCAUCGCAUUUUUGUACAUAAAUGAACGCCACCAUAUUUUACUUUUUAUUUUUUGUAAGUUUACUUAGCAUUUAAGUUGAUAAUAAUGAUAUGACUUUUCUUAUUCGA
This is a messenger RNA of Megachile rotundata (alfalfa leafcutting bee), 2142 nucleotides long. RefSeq names its product 15-hydroxyprostaglandin dehydrogenase [NAD(+)]. Gene Ontology annotation, cellular component: cytoplasm. The record is from RefSeq and is a predicted model, not a curated record. Gene Ontology annotation, molecular function: oxidoreductase activity, acting on the CH-OH group of donors, NAD or NADP as acceptor. Lineage: Eukaryota; Metazoa; Arthropoda; Insecta; Hymenoptera; Megachilidae.